UACUACAGUUACUGACUGACUUAGCAGGAAGACAUUCAGAGCGGAACGUUGUCAUCGUCCUGCCGAAGAAUGGACGCUUACCUCGGCUGUGACCCGAGUGUCAGGACGCUGGCAGAGACUUGGGAAAAUCAGUGAAGAAUUAACCCUAUAUAGAGCGUCUAGACUAGUGAGUGGCAGCUUUCAGUCACGUGACCGGCUCGAAGCCCUGGAGGGCAAAACAUCGCAAAUAUCGCACCUCUCAAAAGAAUAAAACAAAGGUGUUAUUUUAAAGUCAAAAUGUGGCGAUUUGGGAGGCCAUCAGGAGCCGAAGUGUUAAGAUGGAGAUGCCAGGGUUCACCAAGAGACGUCUGCUGCAACCUUCACACCAGGGCUCUUAAGAAGACCUUUAACACAAGUCUCCGAUCAGAUGGAAUCUGUGGUGGUGUAAAUCACCAUCAUCUUUCAUUUCCAGCCAAGACGACAAGCUCUUAUAGAUAUACAUGGAGAGAAUUGAGAACAUCUAUGUGCUAUUCCAUUUCUGGAUUCAAUCCUAGGUUCUUUUGUACCUAUGAACCCAUCACAGAUCCCAUUGAGAUCCACAAACAGAAGCUGACAUUAUGGUUCAGUCACCUUCCUCAAGAGGAGAGGCAAUUUGGUGGCUACUUUUCUCCCGAAACUAUGCAUGUGCAGCCACUUAUCCUGGAGCAUCAUCCAGAUGAGGACAGAGGUCUUAGUCCCUUCAAAGAAAAGACAAGCAUAUCCACACGUCCCUCUCUCACAGUUGAGCAGCUCUUUGAUGGUAACAAUAAUGGAAACAAGGCACGAGGACUCAAUGUUUUGCUGUAUGGGGCUGUCGGCACAGGGAAAAGUACUGUCGUCCGUAAACUAGUGCUGGAUUGGUGUGCUGGAUCUGUUUUCUCCCAGUUCAAACUUGUGUUGCCUUUCUCUUGUGAGGACAUUUCCCCUUUGUCCAAACCAACAUCCCUUCGAGACCUCGUGGGCAGGAAAUACAUGCACCUUCGCAAGACACCUUAUCUUAGUGGAGAUUUUGACAAGGCUAAGGAUGUCCUCUUCAUCUUCAAUGGAAUGGAGAAGAUGAAGCUGGAUUUCCGCAUCGGCUCCACAGAGUUAUGCAGCGAUCCCAAUGAGGCUCUCUCAUCGGGGGCUGUUGUUGUUAAUCUGCUGAGGAAGUACCUGCUACCUGAGGCCAGCAUUUUGGUUACAACCAGACUAUCUGCCGUGGACAGAGUUCCUAAAAAAUACAUAAAUCGUUUUGUACAAAUCUGUGGCUUCAAUGAUCCUGAUCGCCAGAGAGCCUACUUCACCAGCAGGCUCUUGCAACAGAAUGAAGGCAAGCCGGGCAAGGCAGCGGAGACACUCAUAGAGAUGUUUUACCUAAAUCUACAGCGGGAGAGUCAGUUAGCAACCGCUUGCUUCUUACCAUCUUACUGCUGGCUCACAUGCGCCACUCUUCAUUUACUGCAUUUUACUGAUACAAAGUCACCAAUUCGAACCCUCACUGGCAUCUACACCAGCUUCAUGAGGCUCAACUUUGGAGGAGAAGUGAUAACUGUGGAUGGAAACGUCUCUUCACAAGAGCAACAGAACUCAUUAAUGCUCUAUGUGGUCCGUACUGUUGGUAAACUAGCUUUUGAUGGCGUUACCAACAAGCGGACGUCGUUCUCCGCUGAUGAACUGGAGCAGUGGGUUGGUGGCAAGACCAAGACGGAUGAAGAACUCCAACAACUGGCGGUGUUUCGCACAGAUGUGCUUGACUUCUUUCUGGUUCCUCGAGAUUAUCAUGGUACGGAUCCAGAAUCUGGUGGUACACGCUAUGUGUUUGCUGUUCCCGCCAUGCAGGAAUAUCUAGCUGCUCUCUACGUCGUUCUUGGCGAGAACAAAAGCGUUCUGGAGAAGUUGACCAAAGAGGUUUCUGAGGCUUUGGGACAGGCCAGUGAGGACAUCACAAGCCUCCUGGGCAUCCUCUCCAAAAUAAUACCUUUCCGAAUCUUCGCCAUUUUCAACUUGCUUAAGUUGUUCCCAAAACUCUUCGAGCGAGUUAACAGCCUCAGCAAAGGGCGUAUCGCAAACACUAUGGCGGCGGAAAUGUUUCGUUCGGAGGACAGCUUCAAUGAAGAUGUUUUGGACCAGGUGGAGCAAAGUCUCCUGGGAGUGCAUGGUCCACAGCCACAGGAGGAAAUCUACACAAGAGCGUUUGAGCUCUACCCUAUCUUCAUGGGAGGACUUCUUCAUUACGGGAACCGGAGGCUGUUAGACCAGCUCGGAUGCAGCAUCAAGAGUCAGACGGUUUCUCAGAUCACCCAUGCGCUGAGGAAACACCUGAUCAAGGAGAGCCAGAAGAAGCAGCCUCCAGAGGAGCUCAUGGACCUUCUGGUCCUACUUUAUGAGUUCCAGAACCCUCGACUCACAGCUGAAGUCCUCCAGUCCAUCAAGACCAUCAACUUGUCGACUGUGCGCAUGACGCCACACAAGUGCUUCGUGCUGAGCAUAGUUCUGAGCUGCACAAGCUCAAGCUUCCACCUGAAUGAGCUCAACCUCUCCUCCUGCCACAUCACUCCAGAGUUACUUCAGAUGCUCUGGCCAGCCUUCCGGCACACUAGCAACCUCAAUCUCCAGUUUAACAGCCUGGGUCCUGAGUCCUGUAUUCUACUGCGAGAUCUCCUGCUUGAGCCCAACUGUACUAUUAAAUCAAUAAAGUUGUGUGACAACUACUUGACGGACACCGGCAUCAGCCAUCUACUGGAAGCUCUGUCUGGUAACCACUCUCUGCAGCGGCUGAAUCUGAUGCACACAGGCAUCGGGGACCAAUCGGCACAGCUGCUGGCCGAGAGCCUUGGCCAGCAUAAAAUGUUACAAGAGCUAAAUGUGGCCUACAACAACAUUGGAGACAGUGCAGCUCUCACUCUGGUCGAUGCCUGUCGCGAACAUCCCAGCAUCCACACAGUACACCUGUACCUGAACCAGCUUACUGAUGUGGGCAAGCAGUCGCUGUACGUGCGUGGUGGUCCUCGGGUCAAGGAGGGCCGGCGGGUCAAGGUCUUGGCAUCUGUAACGGAGGGUUCAGACAUCUCAGAGGACUGGCAUCCCAUUCUGAGCGUUAUUGGAAAAAAUUCUCUUUCCUGGGACAGAGGCCGUGUACGCGAGCAACUGCUGGUCUUCCUGAAAGACCUGGAAUGGGGUCGCAAACAGCACCAGAGUUUCUGGAAAAAGAUGCACUUCCGACGAGUGGAGAGCGUUGUGAGGCAAAUGCUGCGCUUACUGGAAAAGAGCAGUGAUACGGGAACAGGGACCGGUAUAAAAUAAAAUAACUGUCAUAUCCAAGCUAAAGGGAUUUGGGAAAAUUUGUAGCCAUAUUUCAAUCCAGUCAGCCUUAAUAUUUCCCAGUUAGAUUUUAAAUGAAAAUGCCACAGUUUUUCUACAUUUCAGUAUGUUUUCGCUCAACUUAGACGAGUUGACGUACCUCUCCCGUCCCAGGGCGCCACUAUGUUAGCGUUUAGCUUAAUACCAUUCAUUCCUUAGGAUCCGAACAUGGAUGAAUUUCGAAGCCACCAAACACUUCCAUGUUUUCCCUAUUUAAAGACUGUUACACAAGUAGUUACAAGUAUGGUGGCACAAAAUAAAACAUGGCGAUUUUCUAAGUGGAUAAAAAAUUAUAACUAUAAUGUAUGGUCGGAAAAGCACUUCGCAGCACUUCAACCUCGGCGCAGCAAUAUCAUCACUCCUGAGAACUCCCCCUCCAUAUCAACUCGUCUAAGUUGAAGGAAGAACAACCCUCUACAUUGCAAGUAAUCACUCACAUAUGCGACUAAAUCUUCAUUCUGGCGACUAAAUUAUGUCUAGUAUUAACCAAUGGCUAAUAAAUUCUCAUAUUUUACUCGCCAGUGUUUAAGUUGGAGGCUAAGUUUAGGACAUAUAUUUUUUACACCCGCCGAACACUCUCUGACUGAGCACUUCAGAGUUUCACUUUGUAUUUGGCGUAAGUUACUUUAUAAUCUAGUGUGAAGUCACACGACUUGCGUCACUUUCUCUCACAUGCGCGAAGUGGGCGGAACUAAUACACAAACGGCAAUCUCAUUGGCUGGUGCCCACUUAUUAUCAUCCCUGUUUUAAUUUCAGCAAAUUAGUUCCCGCGAACGGACACAACCUGAUUAAUAUUCAUGAAUCCAGCAGCUCGUUUAUAUUUAGUGUAUUUUUUUACUGUUCUUAUUAGUAGAAUUCAUAUUAUUAAUAUUAUCAUCAUUUGAGUAUUAUUGUUAGUUCUUUCCCUUUUUGUUUCAGAAACACUGAAUGACAGAGGGCACCACCACCAGUCCUAAAUUCAGUUAAAAUGUGUAUGCAUUCAUACUUGGUUACCAAGUUAAUCAUAAUGACUAAAGUUCUAUCAUAUAUAUAUAUAUACACACAUACAGUAUAUCAGUCUGGCAAAUAAACUAAAACGAUUUACUAGCCAAUGGUGAUUCAAUUGCCAAGGUGUUCGUAGAGGGUUGAAGAACAGUGAAAAAUGGAAAAAGGUGGCGUUUUCCUUUAAAGGGAUUUCCAUCUACUCACAUAUCCAUAUGCUGAUUAGGUCAUUUUGAGAAAACACUGUGAGAAAUUUGUUUUAUUUGAUUGUUUGAGGGAAAAGUCAGUAUUCACCACGCCAUAAUACUUCAGAUAAGUACUUGAAAACUUCUCCUUGUUGCAUGAUGACAAUUUUUGCCAUGAAAAGCCAUUUACUAUGUAUAUGUAUUCAGGGAGAAUUCUGGGUAUUUUGUUAUCAUAAAUUAAUUGUAGGAGUGUCAUGCUGCUGUGUGUAUGGGUCAACUCUUUAAACAAUGUUUGGGUGUGAAAUGGUGCUCUAGACAAGGUUUACAAAGUAAGGUAUCCAAGACAAGGCUUUAGAUUCUUUUGUAAUCUUUCCAUAUCUUUUGCCUUAAUUAAUAUUUGAUUGAAAAAAUGUUUGAACUAACAAAUUGUGACUGAAAUUUGCUAUGCAAUAACAACACAAUAAAACUAAAAGCACUUAUG
Molecule: messenger RNA, 5007 nt
Organism: Carassius auratus (goldfish)
Lineage: Eukaryota; Metazoa; Chordata; Actinopteri; Cypriniformes; Cyprinidae
Gene: nlrx1
Product: NLR family member X1
Exons: 10
Coding region: 277-3303 (1008 amino acids)
Molecular function (GO): protein binding
Source: RefSeq, a predicted model, not a curated record